UUCUACUUUUGAUAGUCUUUGGUGCUGCUUUAUUUUUCUGUGAUUACUUUUCAUUUUUCUGAUUAAAAUUGAUUGGCUUGGUUUAUAUGCAGGUGGCUAAAUUUACCCGGACAAUGUUUGAAAUUGUAUGAAGAAAUAAGUAACUAAUAUCAGAUGUAUAACUUUAAGGUUGAUAUGGUACACACAGUAAAUCAAUGGCAUCAUUAGAACCUAAGACAACGGCUAAGGUCAGGAUAAAUACCAGUAAGGGUCCCAUUGAAGUUGACUUAUGGGCGAAAGAAAUUACAAAAACCACCAAACAAUUCUUAACCAAUUGUGUAAAUCAUAAAUAUGAUGGUCAAGUGUUAACCUCAUCAACUGAUCAUAAUUUGUUAGUCAGUGAAGGUGAUGAUGAUGACAUUGUGUAUGAUUUAAAGGACGAGUUUCAUUCUCGUAUACGAUUCAAUGCCAAAUUCAUGAUUUGUCCCGUGAAAGAAAGUGAAACAUUCAAAAAUAAUCAAUCAUUGGAUUCAUUUAUGAUAACUACAGCAGAAGGUGAAAUAUCAAGUUUUAAUAAUAAAUAUAAUCUAUUCGGGAAAAUAAUUGGUGAUUCCAUAUAUGUCAUUAAUCAAAUCAAUCAAAAUAAUAAGGAUGUGAUAGAAGAAAGUACUGGUAAGCCAUUGUAUCCUGUUAAAAUUGAAAGUAUUGAUUUUAUUGAUAAAUAUUUCGAUGAUUUGCCCAAAGAGGAGAAGCUGAAGCAUUUAGUGGAAGCUAUAGAGCCAGUUAAAAAGAAAAAAGCAAAGAUCAGUAGUGUUCAAAUGAGUUAUGAUGAUGAAGGAGAAGAUGUAGAAGUUAUAGAUUCAAAAAAAUUCAAAAUGAAAUCUGCUCAUGAAUUGUUGAAAAAGCAAACAAAAAGUGUUGUUAACAAAGAGGGAGAUCAAUCGUUUAAAGAUAAAUCUGAUGAAGUAGAAAAAGACUCAAAUGAUCUAGAAGGUAAUGGGUAUGAAGUUGUACAGAAGAAAUCUGAAGUAGAUCUUAAAGAUCAUUACAAAGGGGGUGUGAAUGAUGAUGUGCAUGAGGAGGAAGAGGUAGACGACGAAGAUGAUAAUGGAAUCAUAUCACAUCAGAAAAUGCAUAAAAUUCAUCCAAAAGAUAUUCCUCGUGAUCCAGCUGUCGAUUCAGAUUAUGAUGAAAACCUUGACUUAACCUCAGAUGAAGAUGAAGACGAUGAAGACGAAGAUGGUGAAGAUGGUGAAGAUGAUGACGAUGACGAUGAAGAAGAAGAUGACGAAGAAGAUUCAUCUUAAUAAUAAUGACUAAUGACUAAAAGUAUAGAAACUGUAAUAUAUAAAUUUAAUCGCCAUAUAAUAAUGUAAUUUCGCAUUGUGGUAGCGCUAGACUACAAUAUAGAAACCUUCUUGAGCAUCACAUUCAUGUUGAAUUAAUAUUAAA
Messenger RNA from Scheffersomyces coipomensis, 1431 nucleotides. RefSeq names its product cyclophilin-like domain-containing protein. Gene Ontology annotation, cellular component: catalytic step 2 spliceosome. Gene Ontology annotation, molecular function: peptidyl-prolyl cis-trans isomerase activity. The transcript has a single exon. The record is from RefSeq and is a predicted model, not a curated record. Lineage: Eukaryota; Fungi; Ascomycota; Pichiomycetes; Serinales; Debaryomycetaceae. Bases 195 to 1286 code for a protein of 363 amino acids. Gene Ontology annotation, biological process: protein peptidyl-prolyl isomerization.